CGAACGUGUUUGAAUCUAUAUCAUUUUGUGUGUCAAGAUCGUUUUUUUUUGACCACAUUGUAUUGCUAUGGCACAUCGCAACCGGGGAAAAAUAAUAAAGAUAAGUCGAAGUCCAAGUCAUCAUUGCUGGUCAUCUUCUGUUGCACCCAGAAACCGUCCACCAAAGGAGUCAACGGUCGUGCAGGAUGUGGCCGACACCACGAAGUUGCUUUGUCGUUUCCCGUCUGAACAGUUUUCACGUCCGUGUAGUAGAGAGCAUUCCAGAAUAAAACGACAGGAGCUUGAGACGCACCGCAGCGGUAGGCUUGAUGAGGUGGACCACUGUCUUCGCCAUGACUCGUCUCAGCAGCAGUGUGGUUUUCCAUCAUCGCUCCGCACUCCUCUUUCUCAGCUACGCGGCCGUGCAGCUCCAUAUUAUGGUCAUGUGCCUCGCUCCUGUCGCGCACGCAGCAGGAGAGGGUGAAGACGUCGCUCGUAUUCCGUUGACAGCUUCCACCUCAUCGGACCUCUACCCCCUGCAUUUACAACAUCAAGACGAAGAACGAGAGCUCCUGUAUAGUAGCGCCGCCGGGCUUUCGGCUAGCACAACAAGUCUGCAGGCGGACCGGAGUACUACCCGGACGAACCUGGUGCUUCACGAAGUUCUAGUUCCGAAAGGAGAAGAAAAGGCUCCCCUCGCCGCCACGCCCGGAAAUAAACACCAGGCGGACAACAUUUUCGACGCGGGUACAACAAUCACAGAGACCUCCCAAGUGGCGCAUGGAGUUGACACGCCCCGAGAGCUGCAGUUCAGCACCGUCACUGCCACGACGACGAUGGAUGUUUUUAACCGCGAUAUGAUCAAUUUGGGAUACCAGAGGUUUUUUUUUUUGAUACUAAGCGGCUUUUGUUUUUGAGAAGUGCACAUUUUUUUACAUCGUAAGAAAACGAAAACGUGUGGUUGAUUCAUCUAAGAAGUAGGAGUACUGUAAGUAGUCCGUCGUGCGAGCCUUAGAUUUUAUUUCAAUGUUUUGAUCAUACAAAAACAAAAACAGCAUGUGUGUCGAUAUGCGAUUUCCUUCGUUGUACCGGAAAUUUUGUCUGGACUCGUGCAACGUCAUUGGAGAAAUCGCCGUCCCACAGUGGUAUCGGUGGGAGCAAGCCUGCAUUCAGUACGCCGAGGAUUCGCUGUGGUUCUCUCAGUGCCCCGACUUCUACGGAUGCGUCUUUGGGUGCGAGGUCCACGGGGGUGAUGGCGAUAAGAUGCUCGAUGCGGAGUAUCACUUCUGUUCAUGCUUUCAUCAAGAAAUGUAGUUCCUUUGAAUAGAUCUAAGUACUACUUACAUGGAUCACUAUCACUGUUGAUGAUUGUCGGGGUUUUUGUGAUGAAAAAAGACAAAUUCAAAUGGACCUGCGUCUUAUCUGCAAAACAGGAAAUGGCGGCGGCGAGAGAUGAUCUCGAAGGCGCAGAUUUCCUUUCUGCGGGAGAAUGAGCGGUGUGACGCGAUGAAGUGCCGAAGCUACUGCGCGCGAAAAAUCUUUGCCGGAUGCCGCGAGCAGCAAUUCUACCACGAGUGCAUCGGCCUGAAGAAUCGACCCGGAUAUCUCAAGUUUGGCGGCCAGUGCGAAGUGGACUGCAACUCCGCGAUUGCUAGCAAGACAGUUAGUUCCGUCGCCAUGGCGGUCGCGGUCUUCAUGACGUGCCUCACGCUCUUUCUGUACUGAACGCGGCGACGGCGAUGCUGGAGUAAUUAUUGACAUUGUCUUUCCGGGAAGAUUGAAGUGGAUUUUUUGGUAAAGGGAAGGACAAAUAGCACCUCGCCUCCGUCAACAAAAGACGGAAAACGGCUGUACCUAGAGAACUUCAAAUCCACAUUGUACUCGUAUGUACCAUAAGUCUUGCGUCCGUUCUUUGUAAAAAAAUUGAAACAAAUCAAGGUUGAGCUUCUCUCAAACUUUUGGAGUAUAACUGUAUGAACAUGUUGAUGAGAUGAUAAUGUAUGAACAUUGCAGCACAACACGCAAAGUGAUGCGAAUGAAUUGAAAAUCGUUGGAUCUCGUCAGUGUAGUUUGUUGGGACACGCACCG
Molecule: messenger RNA, 2067 nt
Organism: Amoebophrya sp. A120
Lineage: Eukaryota; Dinophyceae; Syndiniales; Amoebophryaceae
Source: the annotation of a GenBank genome assembly